Molecule: messenger RNA, 1011 nt
Organism: Penicillium samsonianum
Lineage: Eukaryota; Fungi; Ascomycota; Eurotiomycetes; Eurotiales; Aspergillaceae
Product: isopenicillin N synthase family dioxygenase
Exons: 4
Coding region: 1-1011 (336 amino acids)
Molecular function (GO): dioxygenase activity
Source: RefSeq, a predicted model, not a curated record
AUGAACCCUAACGAGCCCCCUAUCAUUGAUUUCGCUCCCUUCUAUGCCAACGAUUCAACCAAAGAAAACCUCAUCCACCAAAUCCAACAAGCAUGUGAACAAUUCGGCUUCUUCCAACUAAUCAACCACACCAUCCCAACCGAACUACAAACCGCAGUCCUACAACACUCAAAAGAAUUCUUCAAUCUCCCCUUAGAAACAAAGGAGAAAUACAACCAAGCCAUCGGCGGCUUCAACCGCGGCUACGAGCGCCUACGCUCUCAAAACUUCGAGAAACGCACAGAAGGCGACCUCAAAGAAGGCUUCUAUCUCGGCAAAGACCUCCCACACGACGAUGCAUACGUCGUCCAACGACGCUUCGGCCAGGGACCGAACAAGUAUCCCUCCGAAAUCACCGACGCAAAAGACUUCCGUCGCGUCAUGGACGAGUACCACGAUGCCAUGAUCGAGCUUUCAGAAGCCAUUAUGCAAGUUCUCGCGCGCACGCUUGGUCUAGAUGAGCAUGCUUUUGGCGAUUUCUGUGAUCAUCCCGUCUCUAUCCUUAGACUACUUCAUUAUCCGCCUCAGGAGGGUGAUGCGUCGGGUCUUGAGAGAGGAAUCGGCGCUCAUACCGAUUUCGGCGCUAUCACGAUACUCCUACAGGAUGAUACGGGCGGGUUACAGGUAUGGAAUAACCUCUCGUCCGAAUGGGUCGAUAUCACGCCUAUUCCUGGGGCGUAUGUUGUCAAUCUGGGGAAUAUGAUGAUGCGCUGGACGAAUAAUCGGUACUUAUCGAAUCUGCACCGCGUUAUUAAUACCAGUGGCAAGGAGCGCUUUAGCAUUCCGUUCUUCUUCUCGGGGAAUCCGAACUAUACUAUCCGCUGUCUUCCUGGUUGUGAGGAUCCAGAAGAGGGCGCUAGAUACCCCCCGAUUACCGUCCAUGAGUGGAUGGCGGGGAGGUAUGCGGAUACUUAUGGGACUUCAGAGGGGAAGGCUAUUGGGGAGAUGCGGAAGGAGCCUGAAAAUGUGUGA